AUCUAGUAUAAAACCGAAAGCCUUGUAGGUGCUAGUUCACUCACAUCUAUUGUACAUCAGAGAUUCGUUCUCAAUUCUAAUAACGAUGCUGGUCAUUGCUGUUCUUUGCCUCGCUGCUACGGCUCUGGCCGCCCAAGAUUUUUCCUGCAACUUUGACAGCGGUAACUGUGGAUUUAUCCAACGAACUGACGACAAGUUUGACUGGACAAGACAGUUUGGUGACACACCCUCAUGGGACACAGGGCCGUUUACUGAUGCAUCUGGUUCAGGUCACUAYAUGUACACCGAAGCCUCCUACCCACGCAGACCCGGUGACAAUGCCAAGAUAGAAACACCCAAAGCCUAUUCCUUCGAUGGCGGUAACAAGUGCCUUCGAUUCUAUUACUACAUGUACGGUGCUGAUAUGGGAACAUUAAAGGUUUAUGUGGGAAAUAAGAUGAUCUUUGAAGACUAUGGUGACCUUGGAGAGUUUUGGUAUACCGCUGAUUUCUUUGUACCGGUGUCUCAGGGAACUCACAAGAUUAUUUUCGAAGGAAUCAUUGGAUCUGGCUAUAGAUCAGAUAUCGCCAUCGACGAUAUUGUUCUUGAAGAUUGUUCAAGCUCAAACACUCCUCCUCCUCCACCACCAACACAGGCACCCACACCUCCUCCACCGACACAGGCCCCUACCCCUCCCCCACCUGUAACUGAUGGUGCCACUCCCCCUCCCCCCUCAGUUGCUAAAGAAAAUUAA
Actinia tenebrosa (Australian red waratah sea anemone) is the source of this 733-nucleotide messenger RNA. Its product is annotated as CUB and peptidase domain-containing protein 2. Gene Ontology annotation, molecular function: serine-type endopeptidase activity. The record is from RefSeq and is a predicted model, not a curated record. Lineage: Eukaryota; Metazoa; Cnidaria; Anthozoa; Actiniaria; Actiniidae. Gene Ontology annotation, biological process: proteolysis. Gene Ontology annotation, cellular component: membrane.